Messenger RNA from Vanrija pseudolonga, 2714 nucleotides. It is a transcript of the gene ZW10, whose product is annotated as Centromere/kinetochore protein zw10. NCBI's taxonomy places the organism in Eukaryota, Fungi, Basidiomycota, Tremellomycetes, Trichosporonales, Trichosporonaceae. The transcript is spliced from 9 exons. Gene Ontology annotation, biological process: mitotic spindle assembly checkpoint signaling; endoplasmic reticulum to Golgi vesicle-mediated transport. Gene Ontology annotation, cellular component: RZZ complex. The coding region runs from base 90 to 2714 and encodes 874 amino acids. The record is from RefSeq and is a predicted model, not a curated record.
UGCUCACGCACUCUCCCAAUCUUCAAUCAUCGGAAUCUACUAGACACGGCGAAUUAGACGCCUAGGAUAUCAUUGACACGCCCAUACCCAUGGCUACCGUUAGCCUGCCCAUCGCCUCGCUUGGGGCUGAGGAUCCGGCAGCCGGCCCGGCGAGGGCCCUCGCUACUGCCGUGACGACGGGCGGACAACCAACUUCAACUUCCCUUGCCACAUGUGCCCAAGAGCUACAAACCCAAUCUGAUAGUGCAGAGGGUGCCCUCCACUCGCUCAUAAGGACUCAUCAACAAACCAUUGUCGGCCAGGUGACAACGGGUCAUGCGCUCGCGGCAUCCUCAGCCGCUAUCGACAAUUCAUUUCUGUCUGUUGAGCGCCAGUUCGACAUUCUCGAUAAUGCGCACCCGACGUCUCUCUCUCCUCUUGUGGACACGGCCGUGUUAAGGCAGAGCUGUCGGCAUGAGGCGGCAGUCGCCAACGUCACGACAUCGUCUCUCACGUUAAUAAAGCAACAAUACGAUGGGCUGGUCAAUCUAGAAGAUGCAAUGUGGGCUGGACACGGCGCUGAUGAAGCGUUUCUCGUCCAGCUGGAGCAGAUACCUUCGCAGAACGCUGGGAUUGACACGGCAGUCGUGACUGCGAUCAGGAACCGAUAUGACCUGCUGAGGACCAUGGCAUCCGAGCAGCUCUCCAAUGCUUGGAGAGCCGCCAUCUCUGUCAGUGAAGGCACUUCUGAAGGCGGACCGCGCAUUCAAGUCGCGAAUCAAGUAGAGUUAUCUACGCCACGCCUCUCUCGCCUUACGCCAUCCUCAAAGCCUUCCAGCACGAAGGCAGACCGUGUCCAAACCUACAGUGUUCCGCAACUGUUCACGGCCUUGACCAGGCUAGGUGCCUUGCCACCCCUUCUCCGAGACCUGCAAGCACGCCUUAUCCGAACGAUUGUUCAUUCGCUCGUGGAUGGUGAAGCCUCACAUGCGGGGCGAACUCAAUCCUCGUCAUCAGACACAUUGCAGCUCAACGCCAAUCCGCACCAGCAACCUAUUGACGUUGUCAACAAUCUGAAGGAUGUUCUCCUCUUCAUUGCCAACCAAGUGUACCCCGCGCCCUCAAGUGAACCGGAAACUCUCAUCCAACAGCAAUUUAUGUCAGACAUAAGAGAGGAAUCCUUUCACUACGUUCUGGACCACCUUCUUCUCCCCGCGAUGCCCACAUCAACUUCACGCCUAUCCGCUUGGGCAGACUUGGUGCGUCAAUCAGCUGAGUGGGAAGAUCAAUUGGCCAAAGGGACAAAUUCGGCGUCCGUUCUCGGAAGCUUCCUCGCCACCGAUGCGGGCGAAAGGUGGAUCCUGGAACGCCAACGCAUUUUACUUCGUCAGGGGCGGCGACUUGUCUACGAAGGUUGGGCGGCCUGGACGUGGAAGGACGUCGAAGUCAAAGAAGUAGACCCAGCCACUGCAGACCUCUCCGCAGCAGAUGCCAAGGCAACAGAGCCCAAUAUGGGGGACGAUGAUGGCUGGGGCUUUGACGAAGACGAACAACAACUUCCAACAAAGGAAUCUUCGGCUGUCGGUGCCGAUGACUCCGAGGAAAACGACGGUUGGGACUUUGAUGACGAGUCAUCAACGGUUUCCCAACCUGUGGUUCCAAAGAAGCCUGUCAAGGAGGCUCGACGGUUAGGGAAGAAGGUUGGGUCCAAACCUGCACCUCCGGCGGAGGGACGAUUGAGCGAUGUCGAGCAACAUCAAGUCGCCAAGCCAAGACCCCGCGCCAUUUCGCCGCUUCCCAGUGCCACCAAAGAUAUCGCUGCAGUUUCGAUAUCUAGCCCGUCAACAUACCGCAUUUCCACCAUUUGCGACGAGGUGCUAGCAAUGGCGGCAGAUUUGGGAAAGGACAUUGAGAGUUUCUCCGACCUCAAGCUCGAUUACCCGUCUUUCGCAAGUUCGAGCACUCGUUUAGCUGGCCAGCUUGCGGAAAUUCUCGACUUCAUCCGCGCGACCACUCCCAUCGCCCACGCAGCUCACUUGAAGUCGACUCCUUCGGCGACCUUGCAGCUUGGGAACGACUUCACCUACAUUGCGGAUGGGCUUCGGGAGUCGCAACAGGCUGUAUCUUCAGCGGCUUUUGGCGAGGUAUCCGAGAGGUUCAAAGCUGCGGGAACGACAUUAUUCUUGUCCUGUGCUGAGGACCAGAUAUCACACGUUUCGACUCUUCUCAAGGGUGUUAACAGCCUUGUCGGUACGGCAGACGAGGCCGUCUUCUCCAACGCUCGAGCCGCCGUUCAGCAGCUCAUCGAGUUUGUGGAGAUGUUAGCGAAACAGGUUGAGAACGUCAUCGAGCCUCCUCGGUACUUCCAGUUCCUUGGUCUCGUGAUCGAGGCGGCGUGCGCAACACUGUUGGACGACGUUUUGGCAAUGGAUGACAUCACGGAAGUGGAAUCCACCAGAAUCGGACUGCUCUUGGCUCAGAUUGAAAGCCUGGAGCAUUUGUUCAAGAGCCACUCUGACGACGUUUCAAGCAUUCCCACCUUCGUGCCGGAUUGGCUCAAGCUCUGCUACGUGAAUGAGCUUCUUGGGGCGAAUCUUGUGGAUAUCACCUAUCUCUUUGAGAAUGGCUCAUUGGUGGACUUCAGUCCCAGUGAGCUUGGCAAGCUGAUCCGGGCACUGUUUGCAGACAGCGAGAAGCGAACAAAGCUAUUAGACAAAGUGGAGUUUGCAGCCUAG